This is a messenger RNA of Colossoma macropomum (tambaqui), 3539 nucleotides long. It is a transcript of the gene ecel1, whose product is annotated as endothelin-converting enzyme-like 1. Lineage: Eukaryota; Metazoa; Chordata; Actinopteri; Characiformes; Serrasalmidae. Gene Ontology annotation, molecular function: metalloendopeptidase activity. Gene Ontology annotation, cellular component: plasma membrane. Gene Ontology annotation, biological process: protein processing. The record is from RefSeq and is a predicted model, not a curated record.
CUCGUUCGUCCGACCGACCGCAGCCGGCAGCUUCUCGUUAAAACUCCCGGUGUUUUUCGCCCCACACGAUCGACUAAACCGUCCACUCAGCAAACACACGUCCUCUCCGGGCGGCCAGAGGGACCAAAUCGGAACAUUCCAGGAAAACAAGAGGGGAUCCCUCUCUCUCACAUCUCCAGGCAAAAGGUCUAAGGUCAUGACCACAUCGUGAACCACCUACACACUUCCUUCACCUUCCACUGAGCCAUCAUGUUCCACACAUUCCCCAACAAGUCCAAGCCCCAGUCACCGGUCUCUUUGGAGAAAACCUACUCACUGACUGCCCACUAUGAUGAGUUCCAGGAGGUGAAGUACGGCAGUCGUUACAGCAGCAGCACCCUCAGCAAUGGCAUGAGCCUGCACCUGGGCGGCUCCCUUGACCGUUACGGCCGCUCCCGGAGCGGGCGGGACAAGUGUGCUGGAGGGGGCGGGAGCAGCCCAGGGGGCGGGACCUCAGAGAGGUGGACUCGGAGGGAGAUCUGCCUGCUCUCGGCCCUGGUCUUCGUGGCCGGCAUGUGCGUGAUUCUGGGCUGCAUGCUGGCUCUGAAGUUCUUGUCACUGGAAGCACAGCAGGACGCCCAGUGCAAGCAGGACUGCAAGGCAAGGCGCUCGCUGCUGAGGGCAGCGCGCUUCGUUCAGGGCAACAUCGACACAAGCGUCCAGCCUUGCCAUGACUUCUACAGCUUCGCCUGCGGAGGCUGGCUCCGGCGCCACGGGAUACCGGAGGACAAGCUGAGCUACGGCAUUAUCACGGCCAUCGGAGAGCAGAACCAGGAGAAGCUGCAGCGCCUCUUGGAGCAACCUGUCAGGAGGACGGGGCCGGACAGCGCAGAGAGAAAGGUGAAGGAGUUCUAUCGCUCCUGCGUCAACAUCCAGGAGAUCGACCGGCUCGGAGCAACGCCUAUGAUGGAAGUGAUUGACAGCUGUGGUGGGUGGGACUUGUCUGGAGCUCCACCUGGAGGGGCGGGUUGGGAAAGUGGCUCUGCCCCUGUGAGGCCUGACUUUAACGAGAUGCUGUACAGGACCCAAGGGGUGUACAGCACGGCCGUCUUCUUCUCUCUCACUGUCAACGUGGACGACAAGAACUCCUCGCGCAAUGCCAUACGAAUUGAUCAAGAGGGUCUGACGUUGCCAGAGAGGACGCUGUACCUGGGCCAGGAUGAGGACAGUGUGAAGAUCCUGACUGCCUACAAGGCCCUGAUGGAGAGGCUGCUGAGCAUGCUGGGAGCUCACAACGCCACAGUGAAAUCCCGUGAGAUUUUAGACCUUGAGACGAGACUGGCCAACAUCACCGUAUCAGAGUUUGACGAGCAGAGAAAAGACAUCAGUAGCAUGUACAACCGAAUCACACUGAAGCAGCUCCAACGUAUGGCACCUAGCCUGCACUGGAAGCGUCUGCUGGAUAGAAUAUUCAAUGAUAACUUCUCAGAAGAAGAAGAGAUCGUGGUGCUGGCGACAGACUACAUGCAGAAAGUCUCUGAUAUCAUCAAGACUACCUCAAAAAGGGUCCUGCACAACUACAUGCUGUGGCGUAUCGUGGCUGCUCUGAGCGAGCACCUGUCCACCGCCUUCAGGAGCACCAUCCACGAGUUUUCCCGAGAGAUCGAUGGCACGGAGAGGCAGCUGGAGCUCAGCCGGCUCUGCCUCACUCAGGCCAACAAGCACUUCGGCAUGGCCCUCGGCGCCCUGUUCGUCCAGCAGCACUUCUCAUCUCACAGCAAGGCCAAGGUUCAGGAGCUGGUGGAGGACAUAAAACAUGCCCUCGAUAGCAGACUGAAGGAGCUUGACUGGAUGGAUGAAGAGACCAAAGAGGCCGCAAGAGCCAAGCUCCAGCAUAUGAUGGUAAUGACGGGGUAUCCAGACUUCCUGCUGAAGCCAGAGCUCAUUGACGAGGAAUAUGGGUUUGAUGUCAGUGAGAAGACCUACUUCAAGAACAUUCUCAACAGCAUCAAGUACAACAUCAAACUGUCUAUCAAGAAGAUCCACAAGGAAGUGGACAAGACAACGUGGCUUCUUCCACCCCAAGCGCUGAACGCAUACUAUCUCCCAAAUAAGAACCAGAUGGUUUUCCCUGCUGGAAUUCUUCAGCCGACUUUGUACGAUCCAGAAUUCCCACAGUCUCUAAACUAUGGGGGCAUUGGAGCGAUCAUCGGACACGAGCUAACCCAUGGCUAUGAUGACUGGGGUGGGCAGUAUGAUCGCUAUGGUAACUUGAAGCAGUGGUGGACCGAGGAGUCGUACAGAAAGUUCCAGAAGAAAGCAGAGUGCAUCGUCAAACUGUACGACAACUUUACUGUCUACAAUCAGCGGGUAAAUGGUCGUCUCACUCUUGGAGAGAACAUCGCUGAUCUCGGGGGGCUGAAGCUUUCCUACUAUGCGUAUCAGAAGUGGAUAAGAGAACAUGGUCCAGAGAGGCCACUUCCAGGCCUUAAAUACACACACGAGCAGCUGUUGUUCAUAGCGUUCGCCCAGAACUGGUGUAUGAAAAGGCGGUCUCAGUCCAUAUACCUUCAGCUGCUGACCGAAAAACAUGCCCCAGAACACUACAGGGUUAUCGGCAGCGUGUCUCAGUUUGACGAGUUUGGCCGUGUGUUCCACUGUCCAAAGGGGUCACCUAUGCAUCCUGUCAACAAAUGCUCUGUCUGGUGACCUUUCGACCUUCACUGUUCUUCAUCUGCCCUACUUCAUUUGUCUGUCUUUGAUAUCACUGUCGCAACCAAGAGAGACAAUGACGUCGUCGAGGAAGUGCAGGACGAGCUCUGGUAUCAGCAGUUUUCAGCAGUUUCAGUUCUCUUUCUUUAGGGAGUCUCGAGAAAGUUUACAGAGAAGAACAGUUUACAGACAAAAACCUGAUUUUAAAACCUUAGACCAUGAAUAUUUAAUCCAACAAAUGUGCAAUUGAUCACUGGAGCAGUCAGAAAUUCCCAGUCUGAAAGAAGAUAAACAAGAUUGACCUUCAUCUUUUUGGGCCAGAUGUGGUCUUGUAAGUAUAGUGGGGACAAUCAUGGGAAAUCUUGGGCCAAAUGUGGGUGGGAAUCAUCAGGGUGGGAACAAAUUAAGGGGGCUGUGAUGCACUCGUCAACAUUAUCUGACAAACAACUAGCCUGCCUGUAGCCCAUGGAUGUAACAUCAGUUAGCAUGGCUGAAAAGUAGCCAGUUAAGCGUGUAGAUGUGUGUCGCGUGAGCAUAGAACACAUUAUAUGCUGUAAAAUUUAACUGGGCUUUUGCCCAGUAGCUUGUUUUGCUUGAGUUAUCAGUUGCACUCUGUUAGGAGGGGAUUUUGCCACAGUCCAAUAAAAAGUUGUCCCCAGACGUGCGUUCUCGUUACGGGAUCACGUCUGGCCCCACGAGACUAGAUCCACCAGUUAAAACUACCUUGCCCAUGGUUAACAGCAGUUAAAACACUGUCUCUUUGGCUAAAAUGAUGCAGUAGUUGGAGUUUCCACUGCUUGCUCUGCAGAAUUUCUUCUCUGAGGCCUCACACUAAUCUUCUAUUAAAA